Molecule: messenger RNA, 3232 nt
Organism: Pollicipes pollicipes
Lineage: Eukaryota; Metazoa; Arthropoda; Thecostraca; Pollicipedomorpha; Pollicipedidae
Product: V-type proton ATPase 116 kDa subunit a1
Exons: 13
Coding region: 200-2764 (854 amino acids)
Biological process (GO): proton transmembrane transport; vacuolar acidification
Cellular component (GO): vacuolar proton-transporting V-type ATPase, V0 domain; plasma membrane; vacuolar proton-transporting V-type ATPase complex
Molecular function (GO): proton-transporting ATPase activity, rotational mechanism; ATPase binding
Source: RefSeq, a predicted model, not a curated record
CCUUCCCUUCAGCAGGCGACCAUUGGAGGGCGGGAUGGUGUGGGGCGGCGGUUUGUGGGCUCGCGUCGGUAAAACUACACUUGUGGCAUUUAGCGAAAAGGAGAAACGUUAAAAUUGUUCCACCACAGCUUUAUUGCGGUUCUGGAUACACAUGAGAAGAGCUUAUAUUCCUUUGUAGCAUCGAGAAAGGGCGGCAACCAUGUCAGAAUGGGGGCUGUUCCGCAGCGAGGAGAUGAGCCUCUGCCAGCUCUUCCUGCAGACAGAGGCCGCCUACGCGUGUGUCUCGGAGCUGGGCGAGCUGGGCCUUGUCCAGUUCAGAGAUCUGAACCCCGACGUGAACGCCUUCCAACGCAAGUUCGUCAAUGAGGUGCGCCGCUGCGAUGAGAUGGAGCGAAAGCUGCGCUAUCUGGAGAAGGAGAUCAAGAAGGAUGGCAUACCGAUGCUAGACACGGGAGAGAAUCCGGAGGCCCCCCAGCCUCGUGAGAUGAUCGAUCUGGAGGCGACAUUUGAAAAGUUGGAAAACGAGCUGAAAGAAGUCAAUAAUAAUGCUGAGACACUGAAGAAAAACUUUUUGGAGCUUACUGAGCUCAAGCAUAUCCUUCAGAAAACACAGACCUUUUUCGACGAGGGCCCUCAGUAUCACUAUGUUACCCACCAGAUGUCAGAAGCCAACAGGGACGACGAGAACGCCCACCUGCUGGGCGACGAGGCCAUGCACCAGCCGGGCCAGGCGCUGAAGCUCGGCUUCGUGGCCGGCGUGAUCCAGCGCGAGCGGAUGCCCGGCUUCGAGCGCAUGCUGUGGCGGGCCUGCCGCGGCAACGUGUUCGUGCGCCAGGCGCAGAUCGAGGCCGCGCUCGAGGAUCCCGUCUCGGGCGACCAAGUCUACAAGUCGGUGUUCAUCAUCUUCUUCCAAGGCGAGCAGCUGAAGACGCGCGUGAAGAAGAUCUGCGAGGGCUUCCGCGCCACGCUCUACCCGUGUCCGGAGACGCCGCCCGAGCGGCGCGAGAUGAAGAUGGGCGUGAUGACGCGCAUCGAGGACCUCAACACGGUGCUGGCCCAGACCCAGGACCACCGCCACCGCGUGCUGGUGGCCGCCGCCAAGAACAUCCGCACAUGGUUCGUGAAGGUGCGCAAGAUCAAGGCCAUCUAUCAUACGCUCAACUGGUUCAACCUGGACGUGACGCAGAAGUGUCUGAUCGCCGAGUGCUGGGUGCCGGCGGCCGACACGGAGACGAUCCAGCUGGCGCUGCGGCGGGGCUCGGAGCGCUCCGGCUCCUCCGUCAGUCCCGUGCUCAACAGCAUCCAGACCAGGGAGGCGCCGCCCACAUACAACCGCACCAACAAGUUCACGCAGGGCUUCCAGGACCUGGUGGACGCGUACGGCGUCGCUUCGUACCGCGAAAUGAACCCCGCUCCGUACACCAUCAUCACGUUCCCGUUCCUGUUCGGCGUGAUGUUCGGCGACUUCGGCCACGGCAUCAUCAUGGCACUGAUGGCUGGCUGGAUGGUCUGGAAGGAGAAGCCGCUGGCCGCCAAAAAGAUCGACAAUGAGAUUGCGUCCAUCUUCUUCGGCGGCCGUUACAUCAUCCUGCUGAUGGGCCUCUUCUCCAUAUACACGGGCUUCAUCUACAACGACAUCUUCUCCAAGUCGGUGAACGUGUUGGGCUCGUCCUGGCGCAACUGCUUCCGUGUGGAAGAGAUCGAGCAUUCGGACUCGGAGACGCUGCUGCUGCCGCCGGAGAACGCGACCUGCUACUACGGCGUGCCGUACGGCUUCGGUUUCGACCCCGUCUGGCAGGUGGCCUCGAACCGCGUCACCUACCAGAAUGCGUUCAAGAUGAAGAUCUCCGUGCUGCUCGGCGUGGCGCAGAUGCUUUUCGGCGUCAUCCUGUCCGUCUACAACUACCGGUACUUCCGCAAGUUUUCGGACAUCGUCACCAUGUUCCUGCCGCAGGUGCUGUUCCUGCUAUGCUUGUUCGGCUGGCUGUGCAUGCUCUGCCUGCUCAAGUGGAUCAUGUACAGCGCCCCCUUCAACCCGACCACUCCGGAAGAGAUCCGCUACGGCACGCACUGCGCCCCCUCGCUGCUGCUCAUCUUUAUCAACAUGUUCCUGCUCAAGGACAUGAACGCGGACUCCAAGGGCAGCGGACUGGGCGAGGAGUACUGCGACGGCUACCUGUUCGACGGCCAGAAGGGCUUCCAAUACUUCCUGCUCUUGAUCGGCGUCCUCUGCAUCCCGUGGAUGCUGAUCGCCAAGCCGGCGCUCAUCUUCUGGCAGCGCAGGAACGCGGCGCGCAGCCAGCUGCCGGCGACGAACGGUGACGUGGCGGCGCCGACGGCCGGUGGCGGCGGCGGCGGCGGACACAGCGACGACGAAGAGUUCAGCGAGAUCUGCAUCCACCAGGCCAUCCACACCGUGGAGUACGUGCUGGGCUCCGUGUCGCACACGGCCUCCUACCUGCGACUCUGGGCUCUCUCGCUGGCGCACUCCCAGCUGUCGGAGGUGCUGUGGACAAUGGUUCUGGUCAGGGGCCUGAGCCUGACGCAGGAGUACUGGGGUGGCAUCCUGCUGUACAUCAUCUUCGCCGCCUGGGCCGCCCUGACAGUCAGCAUCCUGAUCGUGAUGGAGGGCUUGUCGGCCUUCCUGCACACACUCCGCCUGCAUUGGGUCGAGUUUCAGUCCAAGUUCUACAGUGGCGAGGGAUACCUCUUCAUACCAUUCAGCUUCGAGAUUCUGCUGAAGGAGGCGGACAGCGAAGACUAGUGGCUGAGCGGGCCCUGGAUGGCACCGGCGACCACACGGAAAUGACCGCGAGCCCCGGCUAGUUGUUGUGCUUCUGGUGAUGGUAUCGAUCUGAUUUGUCCUUUACUUUACGUAGUUAGCCUGAGCGUCAUUCUGGUAACGCUAAUGUGUGUAUUCGUACUUACCUACGUUGGGGUCGUAUUUGCCUGGCUUCAGUCGUUUAACGUGAUACAAUAUGUUUACCUGAACGUUAGUCCCUGUGUAAUCUCACGGUCGAUGUUCUUGUUUGGAUAGAGGCAGCCACGUGUUUUGAGGCUAGUUCUAUGGGAGGUCAAACUUACCCGGUGUUGGUAGCAGUACAUAGCUUAGUUCCAUGUAUCGUAUUCGUGAAUGUAGCGGCGUAAAUGGAAACCACAGGAUUCUGGCCAGUCCUAUGCAUAUAUCGGCAGCACCACGCAAAAUUGUACCGACUAAUAUAUUCGUGCGUUC